Talaromyces marneffei is the source of this 1053-nucleotide messenger RNA. RefSeq lists its product as uncharacterized. Gene Ontology annotation, biological process: peptidyl-lysine monomethylation; peptidyl-lysine dimethylation. The transcript has 2 exons. The record is from RefSeq and is a predicted model, not a curated record. Lineage: Eukaryota; Fungi; Ascomycota; Eurotiomycetes; Eurotiales; Trichocomaceae. Gene Ontology annotation, cellular component: cytoplasm. Gene Ontology annotation, molecular function: protein-lysine N-methyltransferase activity. The coding region runs from base 1 to 1053 and encodes 350 amino acids.
AUGGAUACUCAACAUCCUCAGUACCUCGAGCCCAGUGAAUUGGGGACCAAGGAGUAUUGGGAAACAUACUACGAACGCUCCCUGGAACACAUCGCAUCAAAGACAAAAACGAGAACGAAACCCGACAUCACCACCACCACCAGCAGCAACGAAGAAGAAGACGAAAAUGAAGAAGGAGAGGAAGAAGACGACGAUGACGACCCAGGCACAUCCUGGUUCUCCGAGCACGACGCCCCUCAAAAGGUUCUCCGAUACUUAACAUCGCGCAAAUUCCCGCUUGCGCCGAAAAAUCUUCGAAAACAAAGGGAGAAUAAAGAGCCCAGUAUAUUAGACUUGGGCACUGGGAAUGGAAGCAUGCUGGCUUUGUUACGGAAGCGUGGGGGGUUCAAGGGCGUUAUGGUGGGCGUUGAUUAUUCGGAGCAGAGUGUUAGGUUGGCGAGGGAGUUGCAGCGGUUGAGGUUGCAUAGUGCUUAUGAGUCUGGUGAUGAUUCGGAUGACUAUGACGACGAUGACGACGAUGAUGAUGAUGAUGAUGAGGAGGAGGAGGAGGAGGAGGAUGAAGAAGAAGAGGAUGUCGUUGUUGCGACUUCUACAGGUGACGACAGCGUACAACGCGAAGAAGGCAUACCACUCAAGAACCAAGACAUCCAAUUCGAGGAAUGGGACAUUCUCGAUCCUGCCAACGAGACGAUACUAAACAACAACAACGAUACAAAGAAACUAUCAUGGUUCCCAUACGAAACCCAAGGCUUCGACAUUGUCCUUGACAAAGGCACCUUUGACGCCAUCUCCUUAUCCGACGAAACCACUGGAUCAGCCAACACGCAUAUAUGUCAUCAAUACCCCAUCGUCGCAAGCAAACUCGUGCGUCCGGGCGGAUACCUGAUUGUGACGAGUUGUAACUGGACCGAGGACGAAUUGGUGCAUUGGUUCACCACCGAAUCGACAUCGACGGGGCUGGAGGUUUGGCACAGACUGGAGUAUCCGCGGUUCAGGUUUGGGGGUAUGGAAGGACAGGGUGUUUGUACGGUGUGCUUUAGGAGGAAAGUAUGA